AUGCGUGCAACAAUUGAGAAGAUGUGUGCAAGUCUCGAGAUGGCUGAGGCGUCCUCGUUAGAGCUGCGACGUACAGCAGAUGAAUGGAUCAGUUUCACUGCUAGGAUGCGUGAGGAGGCGGAUGCGGUUCACUCUGUGGCGACUUCUCUUUCUUGUUCUUUGCUGCCUCUCGUUGACGAGGUGACGGAUUUGCUGCGUGAUGUAGAGUCGCUACUGGCCACGAGCUUUGCAGAGGAGACUCGCUCUGCCAUGUUACGCUCCCUUGCUCAUCCUACAGCCACUGCUGCUGCUGGUGGUGGUGGUGGUGGUGGUGUGCAGUAG
Trypanosoma grayi is the source of this 321-nucleotide messenger RNA. RefSeq lists its product as hypothetical. The record is from RefSeq and is a predicted model, not a curated record. Bases 1 to 321 code for a protein of 106 amino acids. The transcript has a single exon. Lineage: Eukaryota; Euglenozoa; Kinetoplastea; Trypanosomatida; Trypanosomatidae.